GCAGAGAGGGGUGGAGGACACUGAGUGGAAGCCAGUGGAGGGAUUGGCAGAGAGGGGUGGAGGGACACUGAAUGGAGGCCAGUGGAGGGAUUGGCAGAGAGGGGUGGAGGACACUGAGUGGAGGCCAGUGGAGGGAUUGGCAGAGAGGGGUGGAGGACACUGAAUGGAGGCCAGUGGAGGGAUUGGCAGAGAGGGGUGGAGGACACUGAAUGGAGGGCCAGUGGAGGGAUUGGCAGAGAGGGGUGGAGGACACUGAGUGGAGGGCCAGAUGUGGGAUUGGCAGAGAGGGGUGGAGGACACUGAGUGGAGGCCAGUGGAGGGUUUGGCAGAGAGGGAUGGAGGACACUGAGUGGAGGCCAGUGGAGGGAUUGGCAGAGAGGGGUGGAGGACACUGAAUGGAGGUCAG
Molecule: messenger RNA, 406 nt
Organism: Staurois parvus
Lineage: Eukaryota; Metazoa; Chordata; Amphibia; Anura; Ranidae
Source: the annotation of a GenBank genome assembly